AUGUCCGCAAAGUCAACUGGUCUGUCGGCUGAAGAGGUCCAGAGACACCCUGCCUUCAGCACUGCCCAAUGGGAUUUGAAGCCUACGACUUCGGGCUAUGUCAAGGUCGCCGAGUCUCGUCCCGGCGGGCCGUUUCCCAUGUGGUACGAAGUCCACGGCACCGGCCCCAAAAAGGUUGUCUGGAUCAUGGGCCUCGGCGCCAGUCGGACCAUUUGGAAGCGCCAAACCCGCUUCUUUGGACACCAGCAUGCCGAUCAGUACAGCUGCCUCGUCUUCGAUAACCGCGGCGUCAGCAAGUCGGCCAAGCCCAACUGCAGAUACACCACCUCGGAGAUGGCCAAGGACUUGGUCGAGCUGCUCAAGCAGAUUGGUUGGCUCGACAUCGACUCCCCGCACUACCCCCGGGACCUGAACGUCGCGGGCCUCAGCCUGGGCGGCAUGAUCGCGCAGGAGCUCGCUCUCCUCAUCCCCCAGCGCAUCCAGUCGUUGAUCCUCAUAUCCACUGCGCCUCGCCUGAUCCGGACCGUCCACACGCUGGAGCACCUGAAACAGCGAGUCGAGAUGUUCUUGCCAUACGGGGUGGACGCGGAGCUCAACAGCAAAGCACACAGACUCUUCACGCAGAAGUAUCUCGACUCGCCGGACUCCGGAUCCCUCGACCCGGAGACGAAGUUCCCGACCAACCUCGACCGGUUCACGGCGGAGCAGCUGGUCGAGAGGAUGGAGGACACGGAGCUUUCGCGCCGAAAGGGCAUCAUUCUCCAGGCCAUCGCCGCUGGGUGGCAUCACAAGACCGAUGCGGAGCUGGCAAGGAUGGGCGACGGCGUCGGCCGAACUCGCAUCAUGGUGAUGCACGGCACGUUUGACGAAAGCAUCACGUUCCCACACUUUGAGCUGUUCAAGACUGCCUUAGGCGACGGGCCGGAAUACAUCGCCUGGAAGGAUUGCGGGCAUGUCCCGUCAUAUGAGAGAGAGACGGAAUUCAAUGAAGCAGUGAAAGACUUCAUUGACAAGACAGCGGGCCUUCCUGACCACACUUAA
Molecule: messenger RNA, 1041 nt
Organism: Colletotrichum destructivum
Lineage: Eukaryota; Fungi; Ascomycota; Sordariomycetes; Glomerellales; Glomerellaceae
Product: Putative alpha/beta hydrolase-1
Exons: 1
Coding region: 1-1041 (346 amino acids)
Source: RefSeq, a predicted model, not a curated record